Vanessa atalanta (red admiral) is the source of this 6299-nucleotide messenger RNA. It is a transcript of the gene Dab, whose product is annotated as protein disabled. Lineage: Eukaryota; Metazoa; Arthropoda; Insecta; Lepidoptera; Nymphalidae. The transcript is spliced from 18 exons. The coding region runs from base 531 to 4967 and encodes 1478 amino acids. The record is from RefSeq and is a predicted model, not a curated record.
GACGUUCGGCAACAACGUUUAUUUCAUAUAAAUUACGUAAAAGCAAAAUAUACGCCGAGUAGAAAUUUCAUUGACGGGAUCAUGAAACUUGUACGAACUGGAGAUCGGGGGCGAAUAUUGAUCAAGGGUUGUAUUGCGCGUGUGUGCGCGCACCCCUCACACCGAUAGGGCGUUGCGCGCGCUAAUGUGCGUGCGUGUGUUGUCCAUGUGCCAGCGAGCGAGCCGGGAUCCUCCUGUGCCGACUGAGUUUAUAAUAAACACUAAUGCUCUAUUUAAUGCUUGUAUCUAUCGUUAUCUAUUCAACUUCGAACUAAAUGUGACUUUCGCGAGAUGUGAAGUAAUUCGCCGCGACAGCACUCGCGAACUGGCCGCGAUGGCACCGUAAAAAUCAAUAAAUCUCCCAGUGGAACUCGUAUAUUGCAUUCUACUUAGUGACUUUAACACCAGUGUCACAAAUGAAUAUAUCGCGAGUGAAUGCGAAGUGUAUUUGCUUUACAGUGCGGCCGAAAGGUCUAUAAGGCGAGUUCCCGAUGUUCAAUCACAAGUUACCGACUGACUUUCCGAUGCAAACCCUCCGUAAGAAAACCAGCCCUUGCAAAUUCAUUUAUGAACCUCUCGCAGACAAGAACGAGCCGGGUCGCUUCCUCGGCGAGGGUGUCUCGUUUCGCGCCAAACUUAUCGGCGUACUCGAGGUACCGGAGGCGCGAGGUGACAGGAUGUGUCAGGAAGCGCUUGCAGAUUUAAAGAUGGCUAUUAGAGCGGCAGGGGAGCAUAAACAGAGGAUACAGGUCCAUGUUGCCAUCGAUGGACUGCGCCUGCGCGAUGAUAAGACCGGUGACUCUUUGUAUCAUCAUCCUGUUCACAAGAUAUCCUUCAUCGCGCAGGACAUGACGGACUCUCGUGCGUUCGGCUACAUAUUUGGAUCUCCCGACACCGGUCAUCGCUUCUUUGGUAUCAAGACUGAUAAAGCAGCUAGUCAAGUAGUUAUAGCAAUGAGGGACUUAUUUCAAGUAGUAUUUGAACUUAAGAAAAAAGAAGUAGAAAUGGCAAAGCAGCAACUUGAAGGGAAAAAUGUUACCAGUAGUCUCAUACGGCAUACCGCCAGUACUGUUACAGAUACAAAAACUAAGAUUAUACCAAUGACUGGGGAGCCUAGUUCUUCUAUAACAAAACCCGAAGGUGCUGGAGAAGGGGGAGUCGCAGAGCUGGUAGACUUGGAACAAGAGCUGUGCUCGCUGAGAAGAGGUCUCACGCAGGUCGAGGGCCUGACUCCUUCGACCGAUCCUUUCGGGGACUCAUUUAUUAUCCCUGCUCAGAAGGGGCUGUUGCCCCCUCCCCCCGGCGCGCCCCGCGGCCGCGUCCCCCCGCGCUCGCUGAGCCCCGGGAAGCCGGUUUCCUUUGACCUUUCGUCGGUUGCGGGCGACUUCGAACCCAAGCCCGCCACGCUCGUGGACGAGCCGGACCCGCCGGAGCUCAAAAACCCACCAAAGAAAGUGCUCAAAGACCUCGUACCGCCGACGCAUUCCCUCCUAUCCGAUAUCUUGCCGGGCCCGAGCGAGACGCGGGCGGAGGCCUACGGGCCGCCCACGGCCCUGAGCUCCCUGUCCCGGCACUCUGGCGGCACGGUCGCGAUAGCUAAGCCGCCUCGGCCGACAUUCUCGUCCGACUUUUUUGCGUCCGAUCCGUUCGCGGAGACCGACCCCUUCGACAACACCGACCCCUUCUCCGACACCUUCAGAGACGACCCCUUCACGAGCGUGCAGGAUUUCCCGAAACUCUCCUCGCUGAGGACCGAGGAGCCGAAGAGCGACCUCAGUAAGGAAUUGAUACAGGAUAAGCUGGAGCCGGAAACGGCCCGGAACGUGUUCAAUGGGCCGCUGCAGGUGUCGCUGCCGCCGGAGCCGGCGCCCAAGUCGCCGCGACUGCCGCGACAGAACACGAACACGAGUACUAUCAGACAGCGACCGCACGCCAGCUCCAAGCUGAACUCCGAGAGCGCGUCGCCCCCUCCCCCUUUACCCCCUAAGAAGAUUGCCGAACUCAGCCUCAUCCCGCCGCCGCGACCACCACACGACCAUGAAGAUAUGGAAGAGUCGGAAACACCACCGUUACCUAAGCCUGCCAGGAAGAAGGAGCCGUUGGCCGACCGCAGCAUGAAGCCGCGUCAGUCGUCGCUGGCCACGAACAGCAGCGAGGACGAGUACCUGACGCCGGCGCCGCCCCCCCUCCCCGCCGCCAAGCGCUUCGACAUCACGCUCAGCCAACUACUGACACUCACUAUGGACGAUUUAGCCGCCAGACUCCGCGUACCAGCUGCCACGUUAUCCUCAAUGACUCUACCUCAACUCACAGACUACCUCAGAUCAUAUGUGGCGACAGAAAACGAGAAAGCGCACGUACAUAUGGACGCAGCCAUCCGACCAGAAAAGGAAAGAAUAACUCCAAUGAUUCCUGAAAUAUCUGCACCAUCUAUAGUACCAGAAAAACCCGCCGUCAAAGCACCCGUAACUACAGAAUUCAAACCCCAGUUUGAAGAUAAUUUCGCUCCGACUGAAACCUCAGAUGGUUUUGUAGCCAAUUUCGAUGAUUUUGAGCAAAAAGCAAAUCCCACUUACGACAAAUAUGCAGCAUUUAGAGAAAUACAAGAACAAGAAUUGAAAGCAAAGUCAAUAUUAGAUCCUAUCGCUUCAGAAGUAAAACAAGAGGACGACAAAGAGUUAACAUCAAUAGCCGACUUAAUAAAAACAGAAGAACAUAAAGUCGAGGAGAGGAAAGAACUAGACAAGAGUCCAUUAAAAAGCUUAGACGAGCUCACGAUAGAUUCGUUCAAUAUGUUUCGUAAUUCUGUAAGUCCGAAACCCAUCGAUGCAAAAAUCGAAGACAUAAAGACGGUUAUGAAAAAUUUGCAAAUAGAAAAGUCUAGGCGUAGCGUCUCGCCGCGCGAUAACGGCGUAACAGAGACGAAAUCCGACGACAACAACGACAGAUAUGCUGCUUUACGUGAAAUAACAAUAAUAGAACCGCCGGACGAAUUCGAAUCAAUACCGCCAGAAGCGCCCAAGGAACGCAAGAAGUCUGACGAAAAAUCGGACGGUUUUGAUAAUUCCGAUUUUUUCGAUUGUAUCGAUAAUAGUUCCCUAUCUUUUAAUGUGGAGGAUGCAUUCAGAAAGAGCCCUGGAGUUAAAGAUAAGGAAGAGGAGAAGAAAGUUGAGGAAAAGAAAGAGACGCCGAUAGAAGUAAUGCCGCCGCCGCCGGUGAGAGAUCUGCAGCCGCCGACGCGGCUCUCCGCUGGGUCCAUUAGUGAUGUGAAUAGCGGCUCUUCUCCAGAUACUAAAGACCGAUGCCUUCCCCCUGUGAUGUCGGUGGGGGGCCUCACGCGUUUGGGCUGGGGAGAGGGCUGGUCCUCCGACUCGCGCGACUCGGAGCCGCGCACCCGACGACGACGGACGCACAACAGGGGACUGUCUGUGCAAACGUCGUCGUCGUCGCGCGACGUGUCCCCGUGGGACGAGGAGCCGCCGCGCCGCGCCGCGCGCCGCGAGCGGGAGUCGCGGGAGUCGCGGGAGUCGCGGGAGUCGCGGGAGUCGCGACACAAUUCAUCCGGUUCUAGAGAAUGUCUAGACUCUGGCAGUGGAAGAGAAAAGGAAAAGCCGAGAGAUAAGCGGGGCAGUAGAGAUAUCGAUUUGAAUAGAGACGGUAGAGAAUCCGCCAGGGAUAGGAGGGACUCCGGUAGCGGGAGAGACAGGCGUGACGUCAGCAAGGAGAGGGACCACAGGGACCACAGGGAGAGAGACAGGCGUGAUCGGAGAAGUAGAGAGAGAGAGAAGGAUACGUGGAGUAGAGAGAGGAAUUACAGUAGGGAGAGAGAUUACAGAGACUCGCGGAGCAGAGAGCGGUCGAAAGAUUAUAGAGACAUGGACCGGCAUCGGAAACCGAUACAUUCAUACGACGAGGAAGACUACAGCGACGGCGGCUCUGGAAGGUCUUCUCCCCGGGAGCGGUGGCCCGACCAGCGCUGGAGAAGGGAUGAGAGAAAUUACGGUUCCUUAGGUUGGCGGGAAACUCGACGAAGAAAUGAAUUAAGACAAAGUGAAGAUCCAAACGAAAGAAGAUAUGGAUCUACAUUAGGUUGGCCGGGUCGUCGCUCAACAACUAUUGCUUCUAGACGGGAAGUCGAGCGAGAAAUGCGGGACGCUAGGGAAUCCGCCCGGGACGCGCGUGACGCUAGAGAUUCCGGCCGCGACUCAGGAAGAGAUUCGAGAGAUCCUCGGGACUCGGGCAGGGACUCUCGAGACGCGCGGGAUUCCGGUAGAGACUCGGGAAGGGAUUCGCGCGAUCCGCGAGACUCGGGGCGCGAGUCGGGACGGGAUUCGAGGGACGCGAGGGAAGCAGUCCGGGACGCCCGGGAUCCGAGGAGGCGGCGACGUGAGGAGCCUCGGACAAGACCGCGGGAUUACCGCUUUUCGAACGAUUUUUCCCCGCGGGAGAGAGAGCAUACAUCGCCCUUCGACAACGAUUUUCAAGAUACACCCACACCGACUACGAAGAAACGAGCACCUUACUCUUGCCUUGAGGGAACGAGAUUCGGCUUUGAACUAGAAGACUCGACGGCAUCCCCCUUGUCGGGCAGCUCCGCCCGAGCGCGUGACGGGGAUUCUCCGGCGACACGAUUCCGGUUCGACUCAGACUCGCUUUCGCCUCGCUCCAUGUUCGAAGAUGACUUCACGACUAUCUCCACCCCCAGAGGUCGGACCGCCUCCAUCGCCGAGGAGGACGAGGGGGACCUGCCCCCGCUGAGGGCGAAGCCUCAACAGCACAGGGACAUUAAAAAAUCGGAUUCCGUCAAUAUAUUCACGAGAGAGUCGGACCCGUUCGAGGGCGAUGCGUUCUUCGCGUGCACGGGCUCCGACAGGGUGGCGCGUCGGGAGAACUGGCCGGGAGACUUCCAGGGCUUCGACAACGCGUGAGACACACGCGUGCGCCCCGCCGUCACGGCUGUGACAUUGCAGGCAGAAAGCGUUCCGAAGGUCAGGUUCGCUUUUCUAAAGUCCAUUUGAUAAAAGUUUGAUCAUUGAAUAAUCGGAAAAGUGCCCUAAGCAAUGCUUGUUUGAUGAAAUGUAACGAAUCGGUUUGGUUUUAUAUAUAAUUCAGUCAAAUUACUUAAGAAUUGAACACACUGUAUAUGCGCUAUGCUUGCCACAGUACGUUUACUGAAUAUGUCGGUAGGUAUAUUUUUUUUCGUGAUCAACGAUUUGAACCACUUCAGCCAGAGAAAAUAAGAAUAUCUCUAUCUUUUACAAUAUUUUCAAAUUAUUACUUUCGUUAUUCGCCACGAAACGGCCAUUGAACAAUGAAUCCUACGCUAAUCAAAUUAGAAUGUAAUAUUAAGGAUCUCAUAUUUAUUAAUACAUAAUAAAUUAUACAUUAAGCAACAAGUAAACUAUCAUCUCUCAUAUUUAAUUAGUAUAUAAACCCUAUUUAUUACUAAAUGUACAAUAAUAAGGUCAUAUAAAAACCUUAGUGUUACGUUUUUAUAAGGUAUGUAUAAAUUUGGACCGUUAUCAAGUUUGUAUAUGCCUUUAGACAACCUGUGAUAUGUAUAAGCAACGCCCAAGCUGAUUCUUUUCUCAACGCUUGUUAGUCAUUUGUCAUCGAGUCGGUCCAUUUAACAUAAGUAAAUUUAUUCAAAGCAUUAGACAACUAAUGUUAACAGUAUGUAUCAAAUAUUUAAUGAAAUACUAUUCUUUUAGUCAAAUAUAAAAGACAAAUCAAAACGCAGCUAUAUAUCGACAGUUACCAAUAGGUAUUAAUAGUGUAAUUUUUUUUUUACAUUAUUACACAAACAUUUUGUGUAUUAUUUUGUCCAAUAUCAAAAUCAUACCUUUAAUCGCGGUAAUGUAUUUAAAGCACUAUUAAAUAUCGUUCUGGGCACAAACAUUUUGAAUUUCGUUUAUUGGUAUUGUAAAUAUUUUGCUAUGAACUGAUAAUUUUGAAGCGCUUUGUAAAUAAAAUUUUUAUUAUUUACCGCGUUAGUGCAAUCACAAUCACUUAGUACAUAAUAUUGUAUUCGUAUUGUUAUGGCAUUUUAAUUCAGCAUUUAUUCAAUAAUGGCUUUCGAAACAAAAUAACAAAGAUAUUGCUAGAUAUUUAUUGCACCCAAUGUAAUGUAUCAAACAUUAUUUAUAUUAAUUGAAUUAAAAUUAUGCAAUCCAUAAUUGAAUCCAUUUGUUGAUAUCUUUAUACUGCAUAAAUUAUAUUUAUAAAUGUAUUUUUUUUUUACAUUAAUCAUUCUUCUCAAA